Molecule: messenger RNA, 3409 nt
Organism: Drosophila nasuta
Lineage: Eukaryota; Metazoa; Arthropoda; Insecta; Diptera; Drosophilidae
Gene: Lrpprc2
Product: Leucine-rich pentatricopeptide repeat containing 2
Exons: 2
Coding region: 111-3308 (1065 amino acids)
Biological process (GO): regulation of mitochondrial translation
Cellular component (GO): nucleus; mitochondrion
Molecular function (GO): protein binding; mRNA 3'-UTR binding
Source: RefSeq, a predicted model, not a curated record
CUCGCUAUCGUCACUUGUUUUUACCGGCGCGCGUGUUGUGAUUUUUCCGUUGUGGCAACUGUUUUGUGUUGCCUGCUUGUUUUGGACACAAUCCUCUGGAGGAAUCGGCCAUGGCCAUGUUACGCAGCCAACUCUGGCAGCAGUUGCGCCGCUCAAUGCGGCUGCCAAUGCAAGCAACUCGAAUAUUUGGCUGCCCACGUUAUGCAAUGCCAAACAACAACAGGACAACAGUAGCUGCCCAGUGGAGCCACUAUUCUACAGCAACUGCAACAACAGGAGUCACUAAGAAGCGCACAGGCAAAGCAACUGCCACACAACAAGUGAGCGUCGAGAGCUUGUGGACACAGUUGGAAACGUACUACAAUCAACACAGCGUCUGUCGUCUGGAGCAUGUCGAUCGUUUGCUACAGCAGCUGGAGAAGCAGUCCUUUGAUCAAUCACCACCACUCACGGCCAAUCAGCUGCACUUUCUCCUUGGCGUCUGUGUGCCCGAGUUGCUGCCGGUGCCGAGCAACAAAGAGCGUUCGCAGCUCUUUCGCCGCAUCUGGACACAGUUGCUCAGGGUAACGCAACCAUCGAUAUCGCACUAUCACACACAGCUGCAGAUGCUGCGUCAGAACCAGUUGCCGCUGCCCGAUCAUCGUGCGCUGCUCGCCGAGAUUGCCACCUACAAUGGGCCACCAGAUGCGGAACUUUAUGCAGCCUUGUUGGACGUAGCCGGUGCCAGCGGGAAUAUGCGACAAGCCACCGAACUGCUGGCGGAGCAGCGUGGUCACAAUUUUCCACUGACCGAGCGCAACUUUCAUGCGCUGCUCCUGGGCCAUGGACGCAGUGGGAAUCUCGCUGGCGUUGCCGAGGUGCUGAGCAGCAUGCUCGCCGCCAACAUACCGCCCAGCUACAGCACUCAGGCCACGUGCUUUGUGGCCUACGUGGAGAACGGACAACUGGAGAAGGCGCGUGAGCUGCUCAAGCAGCACCCGGAACAGUUCAACGCCCCGCAGCUUCUGCAGAUGCUGCGUGCCCUGGUGCUGAGCCAGCACUGGGAUGCCCCGCUGAUGCAGCAGCUCAUUGCGCAGCUGCCGCGUGACAUUGUGGAGGAUGCAGAUGUGCCGCCUGCCAUUGGCAGCCUGUGCAUACAGCUGCUGCAUCGCGGCCAGGCGGAACAGAUGAUACAGCUGGUGGGCGCAUUGCCGACGCCGCAAUACAACGAGAACCAGAGCAUCGAUGGCUAUGCGACGUUGCUGUUCCACGAACUGUUUUACGCCCGCACGCCGCUGCCACAGAUGCUAAAAUUCGCCACCGAGCUGCGACAGCGUGGACAGAAUACACGCGCCUUGGAGCUGCUCACCGAAUUGGCGCUGCGUCGCCAGCCAUCGCUGGCGCUCGACUGCCUGGAGGCGUUGAGUGCGGCGGGCGAGACGCUGCGACCGCAUUACUUCUGGCCGCUGGUGUUGCAGCAGCAGCGGAGCGAGGGCGAGUCGGGCGUGUUGCGUGUGCUCGCCGAGAUGCAGCGACUCCGCGUCGAGUGCGACGAAGUCACGCUGCGCGAUUACGUGUUGCCUCGACUGUGGCAGACGUUGCAACAGCCACGCCAGGCGCUGCAACAGCUCGACGAGGUCGGUGUGCGUGCCUCGCAGACGCUGUCGCAUGUGCUCAACCAGCUGCUGCUGCAACAGCAAUUGACGCAGGCGCUGGAGCUGCUGCAGCUGUAUCCCACGCGACUGCAGCUGGCGCCGCUUUUGACGCCGCUCGCCUCGCUGGCGGUGCAUGCUCGUGCCACCAAGCGGUAUGCCGCAUUCGCGCAGUUGACGCAGGCGUUGCAACAGCGCUCGUUGCAGCGGCAGGAGGAUUUCGUUGGUGCGCUGCUGCUGCAGAUGUGCGGACCACAAACGCGUCUGCGUCAGGAGCCCGACUCCUUGUUGCGCUUCCUGCACGAGAUGCAGCGACUGCAACUCAAGAUGUCGCCGGCGGCAGCCGAGUCGCUGCUCCAUGUGGCAGCAGGAAGUGCGCAGCCGGAUACCCGGGAAGCGAUUGUCAAGGUGCUGCAGAAGAUGCGACAGUCGGAGCUGCUGUUGCCACCGGAUGUGAGCGUCAGCAGCGGCGGCGGCAGCUUCAUCAAGCAUCCGCGUGACAUGUCGCUGGAUGAGUUGGAGUGCCAUCUCAUCGAGCUGGAGGCCAAGCAGCUCAACACCCGUGGCGUGCUGCGUCGACUCCUGCAGCUCUCGGUCCGUGAUGGACGCCUGGAGCGUGCCCUCGAGUUGCUGGCCAAAUGCGAAGCGCUGCGUGUUCAGAUCAGUCCUGGCAUGCUGGCGGCGAUUCUCGAUCUGCACAUCAAGCUCAAGGAUGUGACGCGUGCUCAGCAGACGUUGCUGCGAUUGCAGAAAACUUAUCCAGGUUUCCAAAUCGAUGAGCACAAGCUGAUUGACUAUGCGGCACUCUUGGUGCACAACUCCCAGUUGGAAGAGGCAAAGCAACUGCUGCGUGAGCGUGCAACACAGCAUAAAGUGAACGGCGGCGAUUAUGUGAUCAAGAACGUGUGGCAGCUUCUCAACAACGUCGCCCAACAGGCGAUGAAGGAGCCGGUGCCCGAUUCCGGCCACAGUCUGACCUUCGAAACAUUUGAAUUCCUGCGCAAACUUGGCUACUGUCAGACACACAAUGCGCUGCUCGGUCCCGUGUUACGUGAGUGGCUGUUGCGGGGUGAUUUGGAUGCCGCAAUCGCCGAGUUCCAACGGCUGGCCACACGCUACAAGCACACACCGCUGCAAUUUGAGCUGCUCUCGCUGCUGGUCAAGCUGAGCAAUGGCCACGAGGAGGAGCUGGCACGAUUCCCGGGCACAACCAAGGAGUCGGCGCAACAGCAUUUGGCCAAUGUGACGGCGACGGUGACGCGAGUCCAUGGCAGUGUGAAUAUGAAUAGCGCCUUGUUGCUGGCACUCGCUGAAUCCGGCACGGAGACGCAGCUGCGUCGUCUGAUCAUCAAUCCAGAGUUUCGACUGAAUCACGAACAGCUGCUGAAGAACUGCGAGCAUUUGGGUCAAGAGGGCGCCGUUCAGACGCUGCUGCGUUUGGCGCGCGGAGUUCGCGGCUUGCAGCGUGCCAUCGACGAGCAGCGCAUCUAUGACAUGCUGCUCACACAGUUUGCCAAGACCAACAACUAUGAGGGUGCCCUGGAUCUGUACGAUCGCCUGCAGGCGGACGAUGAGCUCAAGGUGUCGCAGGACUUUGUCCGCAAUCUUGUGCAACUGCUGCAGGUGAACAACGUCGAGAUACCCAGCUCGAUAGCGUUGCGUGCUCAGAUCAGAUAGUUAGGCAUUUCUAGUUAGUUUUCUCUCAGUCACUGUUGUUAUCAUUAUAAUUAUUGAAUAUACAAAUUUUGUAUACCCCAAAGUUGAGUGUUUCUCUUUAU